Messenger RNA from Hirsutella rhossiliensis, 690 nucleotides. RefSeq names its product coiled-coil domain-containing protein. The coding region runs from base 1 to 690 and encodes 229 amino acids. The transcript has 2 exons. The record is from RefSeq and is a predicted model, not a curated record. Lineage: Eukaryota; Fungi; Ascomycota; Sordariomycetes; Hypocreales; Ophiocordycipitaceae.
AUGCAAGCCAAGGAGGAAAUGGACACUGUAAAGGGCCAGAUGGACGUUGACACUCGUCUAGACGACGCCCUCUUUGACAAGCCGGUGCCGCGGCAUCCCAAGACCGCCGCCCAAGUCGCCCACAUUCAGGCCCAGAACCGCCGGCGCGAGUAUCUGGAGCGCAAUCCGGCUUACUUUGACAGUCUGGACCACGAGCUCGCAGAUCCCCUGCUGUACGAGCGCCUCAUCAAGAGGUUCCAGACAGCUGCCGAGCGCCAGGCCGAGGGCAAGGCAAAGGGCUACGGCCGCAUCCUCGAGGCAGACCUUGCCCGCGGCGAGCAGCGGCUCUCGCAGCUGGCUCCCGGCGAGGACUCCUCCGCCCCCGGCGGCACCGUCACCACCGCCACCGCCACCGCCACCGACGACUACGACGACGACGACAGUCCCUGGCAUGGCGAGGUCGUCGACGGACAGCACGGCCGGCAACUCUGGCGCGAGUUCCUCACGGAGCGCUUCGUCCGCGGGCGCGAUGCCGACUUUGACUAUGCCCGCGUGGAUGGCGACGUCGAGCUCGAUGCCCUGGCGGAGGGGGAGGCGCAGGACGCGUGGUUCGACGAAGAGGAGCCCCGCUGGGUUACUGAUGAGGCCGAUGCGGGCGACGAGCAGGCGCUGACGAUGAGGCGUGGAGAGACUGGGAUCCAGGACUUUUGA